CAGCUAGCGUGCGGAUCUGGACCAGCUCAAAUUGUAUUUUUACUUAUUACACUUCUAUUUAAAUAUAUUUUCUACCUUACAAUUUAUCCACGUGUUUUCUCUGUUUACACACCGAAUAACCUCAACAGCACGUGUGUUGUAAAAUUUGUAGGCUAUGGUAAUACACAGAAAGUCGAGUUGAGUUCUCUUUUAGAAUCAGAAGGUUUGCAAAGUCAAAUAGCACAACAAAAGAAAGCUUUGGAAGAGAAAUUCAAUGAAGAGAACGAUGAGACUUGUGAGACUAAUUUUUCUACAAAUGUAAAUUCGAAAAAAUAUAAUGUAGAAAAAAUGGAUUGUGACUCUGAAGAAGCAAAUGCGUAUAAACAUCACUUCAUACCGGGACCAUCUUUCAAUUCGAUGACUGAUAUAAUGCCACCUGCACCUCCUUUACCACCACAAUUAAUGGCCAAAUUACCAGAUAAUGAUACAGACGCACUUUCAAGUAUGUUGAUGUCAUGGUAUAUUAGUGGUUGCAUGGUAUAUUACACAGGUUAUUACCAUGGUUUGAAACAAGCAAGAAACAAUCAAGAGAACAGGAAGAACUGUUGAUUAUAUCAAUUUUUUCAAUAACAAUAUAACAAUAAUAUAAGAUAUAAUAAAAUAUAAAACUCAUUGUAUUUAUUUACUUCAAUUAUUUGAAAUAAAGAACAGCUUUAUUUUCAUAUAA
Molecule: messenger RNA, 706 nt
Organism: Bombus huntii
Lineage: Eukaryota; Metazoa; Arthropoda; Insecta; Hymenoptera; Apidae
Product: survival motor neuron protein-like
Exons: 4
Source: RefSeq, a predicted model, not a curated record